GUGAGGAAGUCCUCCUCUUCUCUCCUCAUGUAUCUGUCAAGCUUGCAGAGAGAUUUGAGGUUUUAAAGCCGAACAUCAGCAGCUAACUGUUUAGCUUUAAUAAAGAUGAGCGACCAAGACCCCACUCACAGGCUAACAGGGGACCAAAUGAAGGAGCCGAAGGAAUAUGGCACAAGUGUUUCCCAGUUCUCUGCCAGCGUACGUGCCAUGGUGCGAAUUCGCCAGAAGUACCUGGCCAUCAAGAAACGGCGAGCUAUGGAGAGCGCUCUGAGCUCCAUGCCUCCACACACAGAGCCUGCUUCUCCACGCAAACGCAAGAAAAGGAGGAAGACACGAAUCUUGUAUCCGAGCAACACUUUGAGAGUUGUUCCCACCAAAGAGCGGAGCCGAGCCAAGAACUGCCUGUUCCUCUUGUGCAUCAUUGUCUUUCUGCAGGUUUACAACGCCAUCGAGAACCUAGAUGACCACAUGCUCAAGUACGACCUAGACGGACUUGAAAAUACCCUGAAAAGGGAAGUGUUUGGACAACAGGAAGUGACCGAGGGCAUUCUUGGGCAUUUACAAGAUUAUUUGUCGACUUAUGUUCACAAUAAACCUUUGGUGUUGUCACUUCAUGGAGCGACUGGAGUAGGGAAGAGCCACGUCGGUCGAUUGUUGGCACAACAUUUUCGUUCAGUGGUAGGCGACCAAUUGGUAAUGCAAUACUUUGUGCUGCACCACUGCCCUACGGAUGACGAUAUCCCACGCUGCACCACUGCUCUGGACACCCACAUCUCUGAAAUGGUCACUCAGGCUGAGGAAGUAGAGAAGAUACCGCUCUUUAUCUUCGAUGAUGUGGAACACAUGCCCAGAGAGUUGCUUGACUCUUUGCAAGAUCUGAUACAUCCCCAAAACAACAACGAAUACUUAAAUGCAAUUUACAUUCUCAUUGGUAACUUGGGACAUGAAGAAAUCACCAAGUUUGUCCUUAAUAACUCUAGUGUCGCCGUCUCGGGCCGAUUGAGCUUGGGUCAAGAACUGACCCCUUGGUUGCGCAGCUACCUUCAGAGGUACCACUCAUUAUUCCUGGAUGCCGAGAUCCUACCCUUCACGCUUUUAGAGAAAAGCCACGUAAUGGAAUGUUUUAUUGACGAGAUGUCUCAAGAAGGAUUCUACCCAGAUCGCCAGCAUGUAGAAAGACUAGCGGAAGAACUUUCAUACUAUAAUGUUGGCAAGUGGGAAUUAUCGCACACAGGAUGCAGGCAGGUUGUAGCAAAGGUUAACCUUCUCUAAAAUUAAUUCUGCCGUGCAGAUGGACGACAUGCAAGCAACCAUUUCGUAGGGUUGGGAACCAAGAACCGUUCCAUUUGUUUAAAAAUAAGAGAACGGUAUGAUUUCCAUGACUUUCGGUUCAGAUAACGGUUCCCGAACAUGCAAUUUUCCACCAAUGCGAAUGGAGAGCUGCCACCUACUGAAUAUCCAGCGAGAAACAUACAGCGUGAUGAGUGGUCCGAUUCCUGAACAAUUGACUCUCUCAAGCUGGCUCUUUUUAGUGAUUAAAAAGACGUAACUAUCAGUCAGAGCGGGUACUGAACUAAUAUUACUGACGUGCAAGUAAUGAUUUUUGUCAUCUCCAACUUGAAAUGAAAUCUGUUAAUGUAUUAUAUAUUUUUAUUUGUUUAAAAUGAUUCAAUAUAUACAGUUGAAGUCAGAAGUUUACAUACACUUCAGCCAAAUACAUUUAAACUCAGUUAUUCACAAUUCCUGACAUUUAAUCGUAGAAAACUUUCCUUGUAUUAGGUCGGUUAGGAUCACUACUUUAUUUUAAGAAUGUGAAAUGUCAGAAUAAUAGUAGAGAGAAUGAUUUAUUUCAGCUUUUAUUUCUUUCAUCACAUUCCCAGUGGGUCAGAAGUUUACAUGCACAUUGUUAGUAUUUGGCAGCAUUGUCUUUAAAUAGUUUAACUUGGGUCAAACAUUUUGGGUAUCCUUCCACAAGCUUCUCUCAAUAAGUUGCUGGAAUUUUGUCCCAUUCCUCCAGACAGAACUGGUUUAACGGAGUCAAGUUUGUAGGCCUCAUUGCUCGCACUACGCUUGGAUUGAGGUCAGGGCUUUGU
This is a messenger RNA of Xyrauchen texanus (razorback sucker), 2093 nucleotides long. RefSeq names its product torsin-4A-like. Gene Ontology annotation, molecular function: ATP binding; ATP hydrolysis activity. The coding region runs from base 106 to 1272 and encodes 388 amino acids. Gene Ontology annotation, cellular component: endoplasmic reticulum lumen; nuclear envelope. The transcript has 2 exons. Lineage: Eukaryota; Metazoa; Chordata; Actinopteri; Cypriniformes; Catostomidae. The record is from RefSeq and is a predicted model, not a curated record.